This is a messenger RNA of Perkinsus marinus ATCC 50983, 1118 nucleotides long. Its product is annotated as protein farnesyltransferase beta subunit, putative. Gene Ontology annotation, cellular component: protein farnesyltransferase complex. Gene Ontology annotation, molecular function: protein farnesyltransferase activity. The transcript is spliced from 10 exons. NCBI's taxonomy places the organism in Eukaryota, Perkinsozoa, Perkinsida, Perkinsidae. Bases 1 to 1101 code for a protein of 366 amino acids. The record is from RefSeq and is a predicted model, not a curated record. Gene Ontology annotation, biological process: protein farnesylation.
AUGAACGAUGAUCGCUUCCCCACCCAUUCCUCUAUGGAGCAGAGGAGGACCGAGAUGUCUAUCAUGAACUGCUAUGAAGGCUUUAUGAAGGAGCAGGCCGAUGGUAGUGCGGCGACUGAUGAAAAGGCUUUUCAGCUGAAUCGGGAAGCUCACACGAAGUUUCUAAAGAAGGCGUUGAAGUCGCUGCCGACCAAGUACAGCUGUUUAGACGCUAGUCGGCCCUGGUUCGUGUUCUGGAUCCUGCGGGCAUUGGAACUCUUGGGAGAGUUGGAUAGGCUUGAAGUGGCUGAAGACGUUAAUUUCCAAGGAGUGUAUUUUUUCUCUGAACAAAGCUUAGAUAUAGGGAGGUUUANNNNAUUUUUGAUAUCUAUGAAGGAUCGAUCAACGGGAGGCUUCAGAGUGCAUGAAAACGGCGAGACUGACAUGAGGGGAUGCUAUUGUGCGAUAGCAGUGGCGAAGAUGAUGAAGUUGCUGACGCCCGAGCUGGAGGAAGGUGUGGUAGGGUAUAUCAGGAGAUGCCAGACCUGGGAAGGAGGCCUGGCGGGCGAGCCUGGACUGGAAGCUCAUGGAGGAUAUGGUUUCUGUGGUCUGGCCGCAGCUACUAUGUUGGGUAAGGCAGAGGAGGCAUUGAAUCUCGAACGUCUGGCGAGAUGGGUGUGUCAGAGGCAGCUUGCUUUUGAAGGUGGUUUCAACGGUCGUCCUAAUAAACUGGUGGACAGCUGCUAUUCAUAUUGGCAAUACGGGUCGUUAUCAAUACUGAAAGCGUUGCUUGACAUACCUGAGAAAGAACAAGCCUGGUGUGCCCCUGAGCCCCUGCAGAUGUACAUCCUAUUGGCAUGCCAGGAUAGGGAGAGAGGAGGGUUUAGGGACAAACCUGGAAAGAAUUGUGAUUAUUAUCAUACAUGUUAUGCGUUGUCGGGUAUGGCUGCAUCUCAAUGGCACUGCGGUAGUCCUCCAGUAACACUAGGAGACAACACUACGUUAGUUCAGUCUGACGUGCUUUACAACAUUUCAAAGGAGGCUCUGAGCAGACUGGAAAAGUACUUCGAAGAUAUUCCCACAAUCACUCACAAAGAAUGUUUUAGCACUUGUGGAAAUUGAAGAGGAGUUUCCAUUUC